Molecule: messenger RNA, 3938 nt
Organism: Bufo gargarizans (Asiatic toad)
Lineage: Eukaryota; Metazoa; Chordata; Amphibia; Anura; Bufonidae
Gene: MICU2
Product: mitochondrial calcium uptake 2
Exons: 12
Coding region: 29-1306 (425 amino acids)
Biological process (GO): calcium import into the mitochondrion; mitochondrial calcium ion homeostasis
Cellular component (GO): uniplex complex
Molecular function (GO): calcium ion binding
Source: RefSeq, a predicted model, not a curated record
UCCAGUGACAGCUGACACUUCCGGGAAAAUGGCGGCUUGGAGAACGGGAUUCCUUGGAUUUGCUCGUAAAUUGGUGGCCCUCGGGGGCCCCGGGAUACGGAUAGCGCCAGGAGUGACUCGUAUGGCUGGAGUGGCCCUGGCCGGUGCUGGGGCAGUGUAUUCCGGGCUGCUGCUAGUGAAGAAUGGCGGAUACAGGAGCCCGGGAGUGCUGCUGGUGUGCGCAGAGAGUAAAGAAAUUGUUGACGAGGCACAAGAAAAGCAGUCUCUCCGGAAGCAGCGCUUUAUGCAUUUUGCCUCUCUGGAGUAUGAUGGAGAAUAUUACAUGACCCCGCGUGACUUCCUCUUCUCAGUAAUGUUUGAGCACCUUCAGCAUAAAACCAAUACUCGGACACUGACAAAAAAGGAAUUUGAAUCCAUGCUUUCUCGGGCAGCUAAAGCUAAACCAGGGCCAAAAUUUUUCCGAGAUUUAGGUGAUAAAGGGCUGAUCUCCUACACAGAGUACCUCUUUCUGCUGACGAUUCUUACAAAACCAAAAACUGGAUUCCAGAUUGCAUUCGAGAUGUUAGACGCUGAUGACAAUGACCAAGUCGACAAGAAAGAGUUUUUUAAGUUGCAGAAGAUCCUUGGCACAAAAGAUGAACUCAAGACAGACUCCAUGCAGGAGUCCAUGUCAGACAGUGCAGACAUCAACACAACCUUGCUUGUUCAUUUCUUUGGACGUGGAGGACGGGAUAAGCUGCAGUAUUCCAGUUUCUACAGCUUUAUCGAAAAUCUGCAGACGGAGGUGCAAGAAAUGGAGUUUGCACAGUUCUCAAAGGGUUUGGACUUCAUGAGGAAAGAGGAUUUCGCAGAAUGGCUGCUUUUUUUCACAGAUGAGGAGGACAAUGACAUCUACUGGCAUAAUGUGAGGACAAGGAUCCCCCCGGGAGAAAGUAUCAGCAUAGAGGAGUUUAAGACAUUUUAUCACUUCAUGAACAAUCUGGAAGAUUUCUCCAUCACUAUGAAAAUGUUUAGUUCUGCAAACAAAGCCGUGAAACUGGCUGAAUUCAAACGAUCAGUGAAAGUGGCAACAGGACAGGAAUUAUCAGAAAAUGUCCUGGAUACAGUCUUCAAGAUCUUUGAUCUUGAUGGAGACAAUUGUUUGAGCCAUGGAGAGUUUUUGGGUGUCCUGAAGAACAGGCUCCAUAGAGGAUUAAAGCAUGUGCCGCAGCAGCAAGGAUUACAAGGCUACUGGAAAUGUGUCAAACGGGAAACCAUUAAAGGAGCCAACGAAGUCUUAAAACAAGUCGGGAAGAGUCCGUUUUAAGGCUUUGCUGAGAUUUUAUCAGAUGUAUUGUUUUACUGGAUUGUCAUUUCCAUAUAUGUGUGUUUAGGUAUUGUUUACUGGUUUAUCGCAGUCUGUUCUGCCGCACCGCACUGGUCUCAUUCUCCUCUUCUUCCUGUGCUGUAUCUGUACUGAACAGGCUCUGCUGUCCUGUAUCUGACGUAGGCCUCAUGUGCUGCUCCGGUGCCUGGGAAAUAAUCACCCCGGAAGGCUUUGCCAUUCUUAUCAUGCAACAUAUACCCAUAAUUAUAUGAUUUCCUCUGACCUCGGCAGGUGUCCUACUUAUAUUCCAUCGAUUACUCCUCAGAGGAGCUGGAAACCGAUCAUUACAAAUUCAUAAGUUAUAGGGGAUUGUCUGAGUCUGAGGGAAAUCAAACCCUUCCGUCCUGCCCCCAUUAACAAGACCACGCUUCUCCAGUGCCUAUGUCUGGUAUUGCAACCAAGCCUCAUGCACCUGGAUGUAUUAAAGAGAAGCGGUCUGCUCCUGUGACAUGUCUGCUUUAGGAAAUACUUGCUUUCCCCAUGCAAUAACAAUUGUCAAUUUAGGCCCCUUUCAGACGAGCAGGUGUCACGCUGCGGACUUCGCAGCGUGACACCCGGCUUCAACUUCCAGCACUGAGGUGUCUCAUAGCAAUAUAUUGAUUGACGAUGCUAUGUAACCCGUAGAGGACUGGAAUGUAUUGGACAACACUGACGGCAGGCUUACACAGCAUCAUAAACCAAUAUAAAGCUAUGCCACCCCGGCAGUGCUGGAAGGUCAGGCCGGGUGUCAGGCUGCGAGUCCGCAGAGUGACACCCGCUCGUCUGAAAGGGGCCUUAUUCUAACAUUUACAGGAUGAUUAAUAGAGGAAGGACACAACACAGUAUUGAAAGGUGCCAUAGGGAUUACAAGCAGUUAAUAAAACAGACAUGUGAGGAGGGGACAGUUAGGUAAUGGAUGUUCCACUAAUGGAGUGAAGAACUUACCGGUCCGGUAAAGUCAUUCUCCGGUGCUGGGAAACAUUACUGGGCGCGCUGAUGUGUGCAUCCAUAUCUGUGUACCGUAUACAACAGCGUGCUUCUUGUAGCAUGUCAUCCUCGGAUGUAUAUAAAAUAUACACACAGAUCGUCCAGGAUCAGACUAUUGCAUUGCACAAAUGACAUGUUGGUAGGGCAUCUCUCGUCUAGGACUGCCUCUUUCUUUGGAUGAACCAUUCAUUUACAAGCCGUAUACAAAGAUCUCAGUAUCCAGAGUAAGCGUUCUGUGAAAGGACAUUCUCUGUAUCCCUCACCAACAUGACAUACAUUAUCCGUCCACAAGAUGGCGAUAUACACCAAAGCACUGUGAUGAUAACGCUGUGCUUGGCUAUCUCGGGCAGUCCCAUAGAGAAUGGAUGGAACGGCAGCGCACUUGCUUGACUUAAUGCUCCUUUCAUUUAAGGACACAGGUACCCCCGUUCUUGUGAUUGUUUAGACCCAGAGCGAUCAGAUACUUAUCUACUAGCCUGCGGAUACGUAAAUACAUUUGUAUUGAGGGAAAACCCCUUUAAGCAUAAAACUUAAACAAAAAGAUUGAAAAGAAAAAAAAGAUAUAUGGCGCUUUGUGAUCUGUAGUAGCCUAACUUCUGGGAGCACCAACGAACCCACAGCGGAGCUACCUGACCCCCCCCCCCCCCCAUCCCCUAACUGCAGCUGACCACAUUGACUUUAACGGGGCCAUGUUUCAGUUCCCAGUAAAGCUGGGAGAGACGCCGUCCAGAGUAAGACUGCGUAGGGGACACAGGACUACACCAGUGCAGCGCCCCCUUCAUUCUCAUGAUCAGUGGAGGUCCUAGAGGACAGAAUCCCACUGAUCAUAAACUCCUUUAAUCCAUCGCAUUGGAAUGAUCUGUCUUUAUAUCAGUUUCCAAAACUAUUCCUGAAAGAGGGUUGCCCCAUCUCGCCGUUUCCACAGCAAGCCAGGUGGCUGGGCUUAGAGAAACUGCCGAGGGGCCAGGUGCUCCCCUCCUUUGACAGAGCCAGGCAGACACGAUCGCAUUUACCCUGCCUGGUCCUGUCAAUUAAAGUGCAGAGGGUGCAGCAGUUGCCUCUAGGUGUAAUGGUAACGCCCCCGUUGCUCCUAGAGGCUUAUUUGCAUAUAGUAAAACAUAAUUUUUCUCAGCAAUGCGGGCACAUAUGAACAUGGGACCAACACAGGAUUCCUUCAGCUGCACAUGUAACAGGUCCGCCAGUGUCAUAGCUUCUCUAUGGAAAACUGCACAUUCACAAAAUUCCCAGUUCGUCAGAUCUCAUGGAUGUUUCCUCCUGUGGUGAUUGCCAACAGAGCAGGUUUACAGAAAUAAUGUGCCAAAAACUGGAGUAGAAUCCGCUUGUGCGGCCAUCAGUGUGUUCUGUACUGAUUGUAGUGUUUACAGGGGAUACAGUCUAUACGGUGACAGGGGUAACUAAUCCGUAUUUUUUUAUGCGCUCCAUGUUUGGUUAUAACCAGAAAAUGCAUUAAUCAAAGAAAUUAGUGUUUUUAGUUUAUGUGAUGUUUGAGUUCUUUUCUUUUAUGAGGUAUCCUCUUGUAAAAUGAUUGUUAUUAUACUCUUGAUUAUAGUCUUGCAAUAAAUAAAGGUGGAAUUAUAACCCUGCA